Athene cunicularia (burrowing owl) is the source of this 1411-nucleotide messenger RNA. It is a transcript of the gene ACOT9, whose product is annotated as acyl-CoA thioesterase 9. Gene Ontology annotation, biological process: acyl-CoA metabolic process. Bases 7 to 1287 code for a protein of 426 amino acids. Gene Ontology annotation, molecular function: fatty acyl-CoA hydrolase activity. Gene Ontology annotation, cellular component: mitochondrion. The record is from RefSeq and is a predicted model, not a curated record. The transcript is spliced from 15 exons. NCBI's taxonomy places the organism in Eukaryota, Metazoa, Chordata, Aves, Strigiformes, Strigidae.
UGCAUCAUGAGGAAGCUUCCUUCUCUUCUGGCUAGGACACUCACUUCUGGGACCAGUGGCUCCCCAGUGCUUCCUGACAUGUCUGAAGGACACUUACCCAUUCAUGUGAAUAAUGUGCGGAGCAGAUUGAGGGAUAUAGUGGGAGCAUCUACCAACUGGAGGGAUCAUGUGCAAGCAAUGCAAGAAAGAAAAGCUCUUCAUACUUUACUGGCAAAACAACAGGAAGAUCUCCCUCCUAGGAGAAUGAAGGAUAGCUACUUGGAAGUUAUUCUACCUCUAGGAAGUCAACCUGAAAUAAGAGAAAAGUACUUGAAUGUACACAACAGUGUAAGGUUUGGAAGGAUACUUGAAGAUCUUGACAGUUUAGGAGUUCUUAUUUGCUACACUCACACCAAGCAGGAAAUGCAGCCAAGGUCUCCCUUAUCAAUAGUUACAGCUCUGGUGGAUAAAAUCAAUUUGUGCAAGAAGAUUAUAUAUCCAGACUGUGACAUCAAAUUCACAGGCAAUGUUUCUUGGGUUGGGAGGACCUCAAUGGAAGUGAAGAUGCACAUGCUGCAGCUACAUGAUGGUGAUUACAGCCCUGUGUUAGAUGCAACCUUUGUCAUGGUGGCCCGGGAUCCAGAGAAUAAACGGCCAGCGUUUGUUAAUCCACUUGUUACUGAGAGCCCUGAGGAGGAAGAAAUCUUCAAGCAAGGAGAAUUGAACAAGCUGAAGAGGAUUGAUUUCAGCACUGCUUCCUUACUGAAAAUGGCUCCCACUGCAGAAGAAAGGAAAAUUAUUCAUGACAUAUUCCUUAAUACAUUGGACACAAGGACAGUAAGUUUCCGGAGUCGUAAAUUACCACCCAAUUCAGUGUGGAUGGAAGAUGCAAAGCUAAAAGGCCUACAGAUUUGCCAUCCUCAGGAACGGAACAUCUUCAAUAGAAUCUUUGGGGGUUUUCUCAUGAGAAAGGCAUUUGAACUGGGAUGGGCAACUGCUUGCAGCUAUGGGAGUUCCAGACCUUUUAUUGUAUCUGUUGACGAUAUCAUGUUUCAGAGGCCAGUUGAAGUUGGAUCCUUAUUACUGCUUUCUGGACAGGUCUGUUACACAGAAAAAAACUACAUCCAGGUUCGAGUACACAGUGAAGUUUAUGAUGCAGAUACCAGGGAACACCAGACAACAAAUAUCUUCCAUUUUACAUUUAUAUCAGAAAAUGAGGUCCCACAGGUUGUCCCCAAAACUUACGGAGAGUCCAUGUUGUAUUUAGAUGGGAAACGACACUUUGCUGCAAUCAUGAAAGACAUUUGACAUGCUGAAGGCUGCAUCAGCAGUGUAGCAGUAUGCUGUCUUGGAAAGAGUUGUCACCAGAGAUGGCUGACAGGUGUUUGCAAUACUAAAAAAACCCACCCCAAAACAAAACCCCAAACCCCAC